Amphimedon queenslandica is the source of this 4512-nucleotide messenger RNA. RefSeq lists its product as uncharacterized. The record is from RefSeq and is a predicted model, not a curated record. Bases 47 to 4417 code for a protein of 1456 amino acids. Lineage: Eukaryota; Metazoa; Porifera; Demospongiae; Haplosclerida; Niphatidae. The transcript is spliced from 4 exons. Gene Ontology annotation, molecular function: protein binding.
CAUUGUUGAAUCAAGUAUUGCACAGAAAGUUGAAUACUAUCGAGAAAUGUGGAUGAAGGAAUGCAAACACUAUGACCACAUAAAGGAAAGUUUUGAGAAUAUCCAGAGUGAUGUAGCAAAGGUUAAGGAAAAGGAAAUUCCUGAAAUUAAGAAAGGUCUGUCUGAUGCACAAGAAAGUUAUGAUAAGUUAAAAAUUGAUCAGGAAAAAAUGGAAGAGCAGCUUGCCUCUACAGUUUCCUCUCUUGAAGAAACAUAUCGAGAAGUUAAAGAACAGAGCGAUGAACAAAUAAGUUCAAUGAAGUCACAUCAAAAAGCAAUGGAAGAUAAGCAAGAGAGCCAUGAGAGACAGCUUACUAGUCUAGAUGAGAAGUUGACACAGACCAGUUCAGUAAUGAGUGUAUUUCAACGGAAACAGACCAAUACUUCAGCACGUGUCAGCCACACGAUACAACUCAUUAAGGAAGUGUCUGAUGAUAAAGACAAAGAAAUUGAACGAUUGGACAGUAAGACCGAUACUUUAGCAGAUACUGAGAAACAGAUCUCAGAAUGUAUAUAUGAAAUGGGAGGUGCUCUACGUCAACUCUCAGAAAAAGAUGAUGAAUUGUCUGAGAAUAUUGAGGAACUAACAAUAAAUUUUGAAAAUGUAAAAGUGGACGUGACAGAUUUAAAAAAGGCUUUGCAGCAAAAAGGUAUCUCCUCCAAACUCAGUGUCUCUUACUUUGAAAGUGAUAUUAGCUAUUUGAAUGGUCAGUAUCACGAAGGCACUAGACAGUGGUUGUUUGAUCACGUUUUAUCAUUAUUAAAACAAAGCGUUCUAAAUACCACUGGUCCCAAAAUUCUUUUAGUUACUGGAAAUCCUGGAAUGGGCAAAUCUGUUAUUGCUGCAAAAUUAAUUUCAAUUUUUAAACAUGAUUCAAAAAUUGCUGGUUGGUUCUUUUUUCAGCAUCACAUGGGUCGGAGGAGUAAUUGCAAGAUGCUGGUUCAGUCACUCUGUUAUCAAAUGAUGUCUACUGUUUCUGGUUUUUCAGCUCAAGUCGAAGAGCAUUGUUCUGAUAUUGAUCCUUCUUCACUCUCUCCAUUAGAACUAUUUGCAUGUCUUAUUCGUGAACCUCUUCAUCAUCUCCCACCUGAUCAUGCAGAAAUGAUAAUUAUGAUUGAUGCACUUGAUGAAUGUGAUUUUGAAUCACAACAAGAUCUGACUAAGCUGUUUAUUCGAGAGUUUGUUAAGCUUCCAAAGUGGUUAAGUAUUAUUGCUACAACACGCCCAGAUCAAAAACUUCUCAGAGCAUUGAAGCGAGUGAAGCAUGUUAUUGAGCUCUUACAAGAUGAUCCACGUAAUUUAAAUGAUAUUCGUAUUUUUUUGGUAGAUUUUUUUAAAGAAAAGAUUGCUAAUUCCCAGUUGGAGUCAGCUGUAGAGCUUUUGCUUAAAAAGUCUGAAGGAAUGUUCUUAUAUUUUUAUUAUGCAAUCGAUUCAUUGGCUGGAAGAGCUGAAAUCAGUCUAGAUGAGUUAGAAAAACUUCUCCCUGAUGGUAUUGAUGAUUAUUAUGAGCUUAACUUUCACCGUUUGUUUGAAGCAAUGGGCAAAGAGAAAUAUCACAAGUUACUCCAAGCGAUACUUGCUUCAAGAUCUCCUGGCUUACCACAUGCCUUUGUUGGCCGUCUGCUUGAUUUAGAUGUACAAGAAACAACCAAAGUGGUGACUCUUAUCUCAACAUUGUUUCCAGUUCAUAAUGAUUGUAUUGCCGUAUUUCACAAAUCAGUACUCGACUGGUUGCUCAAUGAUGAUCUGGCUGGCCAAUAUGCAAUUGAUUUAAUGGCAGGUCAGAAAAGUUUAGCUAAAAUCUGUCAUUCAUUGCUUCAGCAAAUAAAUACAGCUGCUUCCUUAUCAGAUACUGUUCAUCAGUAUGUCAUUCUUAAUGUAAUGCAUCAUUUAUGUCAGGUUUCAGCCAUGCACCAAUUUUCUAGCUAUCUUAUGAGCACUAUAGAAAGUCUGGUUUUCUUAUACCUUCGUCUUCUUUUUUCACAUGGCAAUACUGAGGGCCUUUUGGAGGAUUUAGCUGAAGUGCGAAAGGCUUUUAGCAAGAAUAUAAAGCUUAGACAGAAAGCACAGGAUAUUUCUUCAUUCAUACAAAGAUGUGCACAUGUUUUGAUCGGAAAGCCUUAUUUAAUUUUGCAGUGCACACUUAAUGAGCCCGAUGUUUUUUCUCGUCGACUUAGAAUUGAAGAGUAUCUUUCUAAUCCUUCUGACACCUUCAAGGAACUGAAGGUCAUUCUUCAAGUUAUCAACAAGAAUCAAGAAUUUAGUUCUUCACUCAUAUCAUUCACAUCUGAUGAUAACAUUUCAAGCUGUUUGUUCUCACCUAACCAGGAUAAUAUUAUCUGCAGUGAUUAUAGUAGCAUGAUAAGUAUUUGGGAGGUUAAUACGGGUGAACUAGUGUGUAAGGUUGAUCUUAGCAGUGAAUUUAACAUGCUCCUUCCCAUCAAUGAAUGCAGUGUGUCACCUAAUGGAGAAUUAGUUACAUAUGGUAACUUGUCAACAGCUAUCAACAUGAAAGGAGAAAUGGUUCCACUUAUAGCAACAAAGAAAGAUCAUAAUGUUAACACUUGCAUUUUCAGUCCAGAUGGCCAACAGGUAUUAGCUUAUACAUUUCACCCUGAUGGAUUCUUUGAACUGAUGAAGGAAGUUGGUUACUCUUUAGACUACACAUUUAAUCUUCAGUUGUGGGACAUCAACAAAUCAUCUCAUCACAUCAUUCAUUCUUUGAGGAAAAAAGAGAUGCGUCCUCUUUGUGUUUGCUUCUCUUCUGAUGGAACACAUAUAUAUUGUGGAUACAGAAAUGGUCGUGUUGUUCAAUUUGAUGUCUCCUCACUAGAAGCUACUGCUAUAAUUUUUACCAAUGGCCUCACUAUUAAAAAAGAAUUAGAAAAACUUGAGAUUGAUCAGUUUGAGGGUGUUGAUGAUCCAGUAAUGACAGUCAACUGCUCCAAUGAUGGACACUUUCUUAUUGCGUGUACCAAAAACAAUGGAUUAUUGGUCUGGGAUGCAGCUGCCUUGGAAUUCUUGUGUGCUCAUAAAACAGAAAGUAAUAAAUCCUAUUUUAUAUCAGGUACAUUCUCAAGUGAUUGUAAGUACUUGGCAGCUGGUACAAGCAAAGGUACACUCAAAAUAUGGUCGAUUAGGGAAUUUGAAUUUUCUUUGGAAAUAUCAGUUAAUCCUGAUGGUUCAUUUAACCCAUUAGUUAAAUGCAUAUUUGAUCAACAUACAAAUGUUUUAUGUGUUAUUGGUAACACAGCUAGGCUAUAUUCUUAUGAUGCACUUGUGCAAAUGAUGGCUGCUAAAUCUACCUAUGAUGCAGUACAUCUUAAUCAGGCCAAUGUAUCUAUUUUUGUACCAGAUGGAAAACAUGCAAUCACUUGUGGUGGUCACAAUCUCUGCCUAUGGAACGUUGCAUUGUGUCAGUUAGUAUCAUCAUCAAAUGAAUUGGAUGGAUAUCUUGUUAGAAUGUCAUCUGAUGGUAAAGUUCUUCUGUCAUAUGGAGACAGGUGUUUUAUUGAAGUAUGGGACAUUGCCAAUCUUAAAAAAACUAAUGUUUUAUCACCUAAUUAUGAAGAGAGUAUUAUAAAUCUACCAUAUGAUCCAGAUGGGUCUUCUGAAACUGACAUAUGCCACUGUGCAGUUUCUGUCAAUGCUGAGCAUUGUAUUGUUGUUGGUGGGACAGGUGAAGGAAGGCUUUUUGUUUGGCAUGGAAGAAAUUAUGAGUUGCAGCAAGAGUUACAUGCUCAUGAAAGUUUGAUUACAUUUAUAGAUUUUUCCCCAAAUGGUGAUUCGUUUGUAUCUGCUGACAGCGAUGGCAUGAUAAUGAUGUGGCAAUUGGAAUCGAAUGAUGCUCAGUUGACAUUUAAUAAUUUCCCUCUCUAUGCUCAUCAGGAUAGUAUAGAACAGGUUUGUUACUCUCCACAAGGUAAAAGGAUAGCUUCAUGCAGCAUGGAUAAAAAUGUACAUCUUCACAAUGGGUCAAACGGAGAUUUAAUUGCAAAAUUAGAGGGUCACAAAACUGGCAUCAUGAGGGUCAUUUUUUCAUCUGAUGGUUGCUAUGUUACCUCUGGUGAUGAACAUGGAUCAAUAUUUGUAUGGGAUGGAUUUACUGGAAAGCAAAAACAAUGCCUUCAAAGCAAAUCAAAAAAAAUUGUUUUGGACCUUUUCUUUGUUGCAGCAGACAAGUACAUAUGCAUUCGAGAUACACAUUCACAGUGUAUUACAGUCUAUGAUGUUACUACUGGCUCAGAAGUUUCUUGUUUAUUUUUUGAUGCUGAUAUAUUUGCACUUUCAGCUGCUACUUUCUGGAAAGAUUCUUCAUACCUUUUGUGCACAUUGAAAAAUGAAAGGGUCAAGUUUAUCAAACUUUUAGAAGUUUAACUUUAGAUAAUGUAAACUUAAAAGCUUGAAUUACAGUAUUUAAUUAUAAUUAAUUUAUUUACUAUUUGUUGAAGCAUUUAAACAUUUUUGAGAAU